Molecule: messenger RNA, 630 nt
Organism: Rhinichthys klamathensis goyatoka
Lineage: Eukaryota; Metazoa; Chordata; Actinopteri; Cypriniformes; Leuciscidae
Product: E3 ubiquitin/ISG15 ligase TRIM25-like
Exons: 1
Coding region: 52-630 (192 amino acids)
Molecular function (GO): zinc ion binding
Source: RefSeq, a predicted model, not a curated record
CAGAAACUGAAGUAUUGUUGAGCUGUUGUGUGUCUGUAUUCAUGCAGUAAAAUGGCAGAAGCCAGAAUUUCUCAGGAUGAGUUCAUGUGUUCAGUGUGUCUGGAUCUCCUGAAGGAUCCAGUGACUAUCCACUGCGGACACAGUUACUGUAAGAUCUGUAUUACAGACUGCUGGGAUCAGGAGGAUGAGAAGAGCGUCUACAGCUGCCCUCAGUGCAGACAGACCUUCAGUCCAAGACCUGCUUUAGCUAAAAACACCAUUCUGGCUGAACUGGUGGAGAAACUGAAGAAGACUAAACUUCCUGCUGACUGUUACGCUGGAGCUGGAGACGUGGAGUGUGACGUCUGUACUGGAAGAAAACACAAAGCCGUCAAGUCCUGUCUGGUGUGUCAGGAAUCUUACUGUCAAACUCAUUUUGACCGUCAUGAGGAAUAUCACUCUCGUAAGCCACACAAAGUGAUUGAUGCCACUGGACGACUGCAGGACAUGAUCUGCCGUAAACAUGAUAAAGAGCUAGAAAUGUACUGUAUUACUGAUCAACAGUGCAUCUGUGUGUGGUGUAAAGAGUAUGAACAUAAAAACCACAACACUGUAUCAACUGCAGCACAGAGGACAGAGAAACAGGUAUGA